GUUUUGCUGGGAUGGCUCGCUGGUCUGUUUUCAGUUUGUCUGCUCUGGCUGUGCUGCUGCUGGCCGCCUGCUGUUGGGCCGACAGUGAGCUGCAGACAGCAGAGGACAACGCUGAAGAGCUUUCAGUCUCUGAACUUCUGGAGAGAGCCAACAGAAAUCUGAUCCGUUCUGACGAUGAUCCCAUCCUGACUGAAGGAGACAUUGCUAUCGACAGUGAGGCCGAGAGAAACGCUGAUCCCUGCACCAGCAGAGGCUGCCUGUGGGGCAAGUGGACUGAUGGGAUGGUCUACGUGCCUUAUUUCAUCGCCAGCCACUUCUCCGACAGAGAGAAGGCUAUCAUCACCCGUGGACUGGAGUCCUUCUCCUCCUUCUCCUGCAUCCGCUUCAGGCCCAGCAGAAGCAGCGAUCGUGAUUGGUUGAGCAUCGAGUCUAAGAAUGGCUGCUACUCCUACGUUGGCCGUAGUGGCGGGAAGCAGGUGGUGUCUCUGGCCAGGAGUGGAUGUCUUUACCACGGCACCGUCCAGCACGAGCUGCUCCACGCUCUGGGCUUCAACCAUGAGCAGACCCGCUCGGACAGGGACAACCACAUCCAAGUCCUGCUGCAGAACGUCCAGUCUGGAAUGGAGCACAACUUCAGGAAGAUCGCCACCCUCAACCAGGGCACUCCUUACGAUUACAACUCCGUCAUGCAGUACCACAAGUAUGCCUUCUCCAAGAACAACCAGCCAACCAUGCUCCCCAUCCCUAAUCCCAAUGUCUCCUUUGGCAAUGCUAAGGAGAUGAGCCGCAAUGACAUCGACAGGCUCAACAGACUCUACAAGUGCUAAGAACCUGUCCAGAUGUGCUGGAAGACGGAUCAGAGAGAAGACUGAACGCAGCAGAUCUUACUGAACAAACUCAGACUACUGUGUGGACAUUUAACUUUACCAUGUGGUGGAAAUGACUCUUCCUCCUCUUUAGUUGAGGUCUAAAUUUGUCCACCACUGAACAGGAUUAGAGGAAACCUUGAUCCAGACUUUGUAUUGUAUUCCAGACCAUUGUGUUGUCUUUGCUCUGACAAAUAAAAUCUGUCUUCCAAGCA
Molecule: messenger RNA, 1081 nt
Organism: Melanotaenia boesemani (Boeseman's rainbowfish)
Lineage: Eukaryota; Metazoa; Chordata; Actinopteri; Atheriniformes; Melanotaeniidae
Product: high choriolytic enzyme 1-like
Exons: 9
Coding region: 12-827 (271 amino acids)
Biological process (GO): proteolysis
Molecular function (GO): metalloendopeptidase activity; zinc ion binding
Source: RefSeq, a predicted model, not a curated record